AUGAAAGCAAGUGUUGAUCGCAAGAGAAGAGAGGCUCACUUCAAUGUUGGAGACUUAGUUUGGGUCCACCUACAACCCUACCGACAAUCCUCACUAGCAGAAAGGGUGAACAACAAAUUGUGCAAAAGGUAUUUUGGUCCAUUUGCAAUACUUAAACGAAUUGGUCAGGUUGCCUAUAAAUUGGACUUACCACUACAUGCGAAGAUACACCAUACAUUUCAUGUUUCCCUUCUCAAACCAUACAAAGGAGACAACACUAUCACCUCUUUUCCGUUGCCAGAAGUUUUCACUAAUGGUCUACCUGUAUUAGAACCACAAGCAAUUGUUGACAGUAGAAGGAUUGCAGUGGGUGACCAACAACAAGUGGAGCUUAAGGUACGUUGGCAUGGAGUACCUCAGGAAGUAGAAACUUGGGAGGACUUCAACGACUUUCGCAGACAGUAUCCACAUUUUAACCUUGAGGACAAGGUUAGUUUUAAUGGGGUGGGUAUUAAUAUGAAUGAAACACGAAGACUAGAGGAAGAACAAGCAGCUGAGAGUGGAAUUGAAGGACAACAGACAAAUGAGAAGGAAAUGAAUGCAGCUACUACUAGUCUUGCUGAAGGCAGAGCAAGAAGAGAAAUAAGAAGGCCCAAAAGGUUCACAUCAUACUUGUUUGCUAUGUUUAGCAACAGUAGCAAUAAGCUUCCUCAUCAAGAAACAGCAUGUGAUUUGUUACUACAAGAGCUUCAGAUAAUAUGGGAUGAAAUUGGAGAGUCUGAUUCACAGAAGGAUGCAAUGUUGCUCGAAAUAGAACGGAAGUGUCUGGAGUUUUAUAGAAAACAAGUGGAUGAAGCCAAACAGUAUAAAGAACAAAUUCAGCAAGAAAUUGAUGAUUAUGAAGCAGAAAUUGCUAGCAUCUGUGCGGCAAUGGGUGAACAACCACUACAUAUUGAGCCAAAGUCUUGUGGCAGCUUGAAGAAAGGACGUGAAACCGUUGUAUCACAACUUGAUGAGAUGCACAAGCUGAAAACUGAAAGGAAGAAACAGUUCUUAGAAGUCUUACAUCAGUUGCAAAAUAUUUCAUGUGAGCUCUAUGGCUCUGUGGGGGUUAGUGCAUAUUUUGAUGAGAACAACUUGUCUUUGAAAAGAUUAGAAGAAUUACAGAAGCAGUUACUUCAAUUUCAAAAUGAAAAGGCCAGUCGACUGAAACAGGUAGCUGACCUCCUGAACACUCUUAAUUCAUUGUGCUUGGUCCUUGGUUUGGAUGUCAAAGACAAAAUUUGUGAGAUUUGCCCCAAAAUGGUUAAUGCCACUGAAACAAGAGAUGUAAGUGACCACACAGUAAAGAAUUUGAGUUCUGAAGUACAAAGGUUGAGAGAGGUUAAAAUACAGAGAAUGCAAAAGCUUCAAAGUCUUGCAACUGAACUAUUAGAGAUGUGGAAUUUGAUGGAUACACCACUUGAGGAACAGCAGGAAUUUCACAACAUAACCAGUAAUAUUGCUGCUUUGGAAUCUGAAUUUACUGCGCCUAACAUGCUCUCAAUUGACUUUGUCAUCUACGUUGAGCGAGAAGUUAGAAGGCUUCAACAACUUAAAUCAGCCAAAAUGAAAGAACUUUUACUGAGAAAGAAGUUGGAGUUAGACGAAAUAUGCAGAAGUACACGUCUAACAACACAAAUAGUUUUUUCAAGUGAACAUCCAAAUGAGUUUUUAGAAUCUGAGUCUGUAAGCCAUGAAAACCUGUUAGAACAAAUUGAGCACCAAAUUACAAAGACAAAAGAAGAAGCUCUUAGCAGGAAAGAAAUCCUUGAAAAGGUUGACAAAUGGCUGGCUGCUAGUCAAGAAGAAAGCUGGCUGGAGGAGUACAACAGGGAUGAUAAUCGUUAUAAUGCUGGAAGAGGUGCGCAUCUUGUCUUGAAACGUGCUGAGAAGGCCCGCGCUUUAUUAAGCAAAAUUCCUGGGAUGGUAGAGGAAAUGAUUUCUAAAGUUACAGCAUGGGAAAAUGAAAGAGGACUCGAGUUUUUGUAUGAAGGAAGCCGGCUACUUUCCAUGCUUGAAGAUUACAGCACCUUAAGGCAGGAGAAAGAGAAUGAAAGGCAAAGACACAGGGAUCAAAAGAAACUUCAGGGACAACUGAUGGCAGAGCAUGAAGUACUUUUCGGCUCAAAACCCAGCCCGUCUAUAAGUGGAAAAAAGGCGUCCAGAUGUUCGAUAGGAGUUCCAAGUAUCAGAAAAUUUUCCGUUGGUGGAGCAAUGCUUCAGGGUCCAAGACAAGCUGCUCUUAUUGAGCAAUCUAAUAAAAAGGGAAAGGAUACCUCUAAAGUUAUUGGUCACUCAGUAAAGAAUACUGCGUACAGUGCAGAAAAGGAAUUUGAAAAUCAGUCACCAGUGACUGAGAAGCCCCUCUCUCCUGUUUCUUCCACAGUCAUGUCUAAAGCCAACAUAACAACUUUUCAAGAAGACCAUAGUAAAAUACAGAAUGUACCAACACAAUCAAUACAGCAACAAGUUCAAACGCUAACAGGAACUCCACCUUCUAAGCCAUUUAUUGCUGGCGAUGAAGAAAACAGGACCCCCAAGAAUAUGGGACUCCCAGUGCCUACAACUCCUCUAACUUCAGUCUUUAUGUUGACUGCCACUACACCAGACGGUCCAGACACGCUUAGUGUAUAUCCUGGUUCUACAGUUGCUACAAAGAGUGCUCAACUAUUUGAGUAUUCAUUUGAGGAGAUGAGAGCUGGUUUUAUCCUACCUAAAAACUAUGCUCAAUGA
This is a messenger RNA of Gastrolobium bilobum, 2754 nucleotides long. Its product is annotated as 65-kDa microtubule-associated protein 3-like. Gene Ontology annotation, cellular component: cytoplasm; spindle. Lineage: Eukaryota; Viridiplantae; Streptophyta; Magnoliopsida; Fabales; Fabaceae. The transcript has 13 exons. The coding region runs from base 1 to 2754 and encodes 917 amino acids. The record is from RefSeq and is a predicted model, not a curated record. Gene Ontology annotation, biological process: microtubule cytoskeleton organization. Gene Ontology annotation, molecular function: microtubule binding.